AUGUCUCAGAGAAUCGGAAAUGCUACCACGGCUUUGACUCGGGUAUGGCACCACGUUGACGUGGCUUCAGAUGCCCGUACGUUAGGACGUUUGGCCGCAAGCAUAGCACUCACAUUACAAGGAAAGCACAAGCCUACAUUUUCUCCAAAUAGAGACCAUGGAGAUUACGUGGUGGUGACCAACUGUGCUCAUUUGAAAGUUACAGGUAAUAAGAUGCAAGAUAAGACAUACUGGUCUCAUACCACUAGACCGGGCUCCUUGAAGUUGGUGCCUAUGGAGAGAAUGAUCGCCAACAAAGGUUAUGGAGAGAUUUUGAAGAGAGCAGUCAAGGGUAUGAUUCCCAAGAACAAGCUUAGACUUGCCAGAAUGGACCGCUUGAAGGUUUUUGACGGUGACGUGCAUCCAUACAAGGAAAAUUUGAUUGGAUUUGCUGACGAGACCACCGAGUUGAAGGAGAAGAUUGCACAGUUGCAGGCUAAGGAAGAACAUAUGGCCGAGCUCCGUUCCAAAUACUUGCAGCAGUAA
Sungouiella intermedia is the source of this 525-nucleotide messenger RNA. Lineage: Eukaryota; Fungi; Ascomycota; Pichiomycetes; Serinales; Metschnikowiaceae. The record is from the annotation of a GenBank genome assembly.